This is a messenger RNA of Actinia tenebrosa (Australian red waratah sea anemone), 9664 nucleotides long. Its product is annotated as zinc finger ZZ-type and EF-hand domain-containing protein 1. The record is from RefSeq and is a predicted model, not a curated record. Gene Ontology annotation, molecular function: calcium ion binding; zinc ion binding. NCBI's taxonomy places the organism in Eukaryota, Metazoa, Cnidaria, Anthozoa, Actiniaria, Actiniidae.
CCAAACGAGGCUUUACAUUCAAAAUGGCGAGUCCUCGUCGUCCACAGUUUUUGGCUUGUUUUAAUGUUUGACUCCAAGUAACUGGGAAUACUCCUCCUUUUUCAAAUUAGAAAUAAUGGGGAACGCACCAUCUGGUGCUAUGAAUGAUAACGAUGACGAUGAUGCCGAUUUUUUGGAGGAGGGAAAGGCUUCAUUUUCACCUGAUUCAUUUGAAGGAGGGCUGGACAUUAGUGUUCUUUUUGAUCAUGCAUUAUUAAGAGAAGCUGCUGGGAAAAUCAAGGAAGAGGCCAAUGAGGGUUUACUUCAGCAACACGUCAGUACUAUCGUCAGAUGGCUGGAGGAGAGAAGAGGACGCCAUGAUGAGUACAUCAGCUUGUCCCAGUUUACCGACAUGUUGGUGGGCAGGGGAGCAAACAGAGAAGAAUGUGUAGAACUUUUUAAUCAAUUUGAUGCCGAGGGCAAUGGGCAUGUUGUGGUAGAAUAUUUUCUGGAGACAUUACAAGGGUUGCCAGGGGGGGCAGUGAGUGCCAAAGGUGACCUAAGAACAUCAACCAAGUCAUUACAAUCCUGUUCGCUUACUCCAGGUUUUGUUGACGCUUUUGCUGAGAACUCUGAAACAGUUUUGAACCAUGGACAGAAGCUCUUGAAGUUUCUAAUGAGAAAUAGGUCCCAAAGUACAUCCCUACCCAUCCCUGCUUUGGAUGGAUUUUGUAACACUUCUGAAAUGAGGCUUAAAGUUCUUCAAGCACAUAUUGAAGCAUUCAAAGAAAAAGUAAAUCUAAGUAAUAGAUCACCAUCAAUAGAGGAUGGUGAGAUUCUCAAACCUUUGACAAAAUGCUACAUGGAUAUAGAAGUGUCAUCAAAUAAAUCAGAUGCAAUGAGAGUUGUCAAUAAUGAUUCCAAUAGCUAUUGGCAGUCUGAUGGUCCAGCCAGAUCACACUGGGUUAGGUUAAGGAUGCGUCCAAAUGUUGUUCUAAAGCAGCUGUCAAUCAAUGUUGCUUCAGCAGACCAGAGUUACAUGCCUCAGCAUGUUGUUAUCAUGGCAGGCAGAGAUGAACAACACCUCAGAGAGAUAGGAGAUGUCAGAAUACCAAGCCACAUCACUGGGGACUACACCUUAAUAGAAAAUGUCAAGACACCCUAUCCUAUUAUUCAAAUCAACAUAAGACGUUGCCAUAGUGAUGGGUGUGAUACCAGAGUUCGUGGCCUCAAGGCUAUUGGAUUCAGGGUGUUAAGAAGCAAGGGUAUGAGUGUAGGAGAUGCAUCAGCUGUGUGGUACCUCUCAAUACUUGGUGCAACAGCACAAGCAGCGUUGCCACUUGCCCCUCACCUACGAGACACCCUUCUUGCUGUCACAAGGUCAGCUUUGAAGCACAUGAGACCUCUUUCAUUGUCACAUAGCUCACCAGAAAGACCUUCAUUCAUGUCACAAAAUGUGAUGGAUGAAGUUGAGAGCUUUCUACAUUCUGUAGUAAGCUUUGGAGGCAGUAUACACCCAGAAAGUUUAAAGAUUCUUCUAGAAUUCACAUUAGCAAGAGGAAGUUUAAAAAGUAUUUUAAAAGUUGUGAAACUUUUAUAUGAUGUUUGUGAUGAGGAUUUUAAUGCAUUAGAAAUUAUACAAUCACUUCAAGAAGUACAGUUCAGUGCUACAAGAAUGCAUGGAACUCAAUUGAAAAUGUCACUUGUUUCUUGUGAUGGAGGAGAAAAAGACAAAAAUUCCAAACCAGAAAAUGUACUGUCAGAAAACUGGACCAGUGAAGCUUAUUUGUCAGAAAAUGGCAAGAAGCUGGUUAACAUGACUUUCUCCUGUGCAUCAUCGAAUCCCAUCAAACUGACCAAGCUGGUUUUAAAGGUUUAUAAAGGAGCAAUUGGACCAAAAGCUGGCAUUGUUUUUGUACUUAAUGACUUUAAAAGGGAUGAAAAAGACAAGGAGCCAAGUGAUACAGAUCUAUUUAGUAAAUACAAUAAUUGGACCAAAGCUGACUAUACAGAGUUUUUAAAAAACAAGUCUACUACAGAUAAAAGUGAAGAGGAACCUGUUGCAUUCUUCACUACAGAGUCAGACUGGGAUGAAGUUGAAGUUACUGUGGACACUAUUCUUACUGGAAAGUACAUCUUGAUCAAGUUUCUUGGGCCUCGUAAAGAACCAUCUGACAGGAUAGGAGUGGUUGGUGUGCACUUCUUUGGCUAUGAAUUGAAGCCUGAUUGCUCACUUAGUGUAGACUUAAAACUGGACGAGCUAGCUCCUUUGCCAGAGUCCAACCCUAUUGAUGGCUCAGUACUUUUUCUCAGAAUACUUGCUUUCCUGGAUGAAAUGGCCAAAGACCAGGUGCUGGCAAAAUCAAAGAGCAAUAAACAAAGUACUCCAAUGCGAGAGAAGGAAGGACAACUGGAAAUAUCCAGUGUUACUCUUGAACUGCUGUGGGAUAUCUAUGGCCUAAUAACUAGCAGAGGAAUAAAACAUCGUAAGAUAAUUGUCAGUAGUGUUCUGUUGUUGCGAUUACUGUACCUGAGUCUACCACACCUAAAACCAAUGAAGAUGUUGACGUCAAAGAAAGAAAAAGAAAAUGCAAGUGAAAAGCAACUCUUGUCAUCGAAAGUGUUUACUCAUUUGUGUGACAUUGUUGACGAUGAUGGCACCUUGUUUACCAAAGAAAUACAGCAGAUAUCCAAACAAAUCAUCCUUGAAGGAGCGGAAGUGUUCUUUCCUGAUACAGAGACAAGACGGAAUCAUCUACUGUCCAUGGUUGAUCAAGUGAUGGGAGAAGGCAAGGCAGUGUCUUUAGCCAUGACUUUUGAGUCGUUAUGCAGGUUCUUCAGUAAUAAGGAUGCUAGUGGACUACUUGGAUUACCUGACAUUUUACCAGAAGGUUUCAACUGCACCCCUGUCAUCUCCGUCAUGACAACACUGCUGUCUGUUGCCUAUCAAGAGUGUAUUGGAAGUUUGCAAUCUGAAAGCAGUAAAACGAAUCAUUCAACGUCAAAUUUGGUUCAAUUGCUCUGUGCCAUGCAGAAGAGUCUUCUUCUUUGGUGUUACACACAACUGAAGGAUGCAGAUAAGAACGGCAAGGAAUCUGCUUUGACACUCGUUCAGGAUUAUACAGCUAUUCUAGCCAACAAGGUUUGCAGUGCACUGCAAACAGUCAGUGGUUCAAAAUGCAAGAUGACCGCCAUUGAUAGACUAGAACAUUCCUUUGUAGCAGCAGCAACAAGACAGUUUGUGUUGUUUCUUAACUUGUUUACUGGUAUAGACGAUAUCUGUUUACACAUGCUCAGAAGCCUCCAUCCAAUUAUACUUGAACUGAAGAAACUCUCCACGGAUCUACCAGAUCUGUUCUUCAAGAUCGAUUCAGAGGAAUGGAACAAAGCACAAGGAGAAACUGUAUUACGAACAUGGGAUGAAGAGUCCAAUCAUGACUAUGAGAAUAACCAAGACAUUUCUAAGGUGUUUAGCUGUCCUGGCUGUUCGGAAUUCACUGUAGAGUUUGAUCCCCAAUGCGAAACAGAAAGGAAGUAUGACUAUUUGGAGUUCACAGAUUCAAACGGGAACAAGCGAAGGUUUGAUCAGAAAGUUGGCACAGACAAGUGGCCAUUGAAAAUUCAAUUCAAAGCAGGUGAUCGUCUGUUGUUCUAUUUCCAUUCUGAUGGCAGCAACAGUGAAUGGGGCUACAAGUUCAAGGUGACAGCGAAGGGAUCUCCUGAUAUAGCCCUUUCUUGGAUUUUUGAUCUCCAACUUGGCAUGGCAAGAUUGUUCGGGGUUCUCUGUAGCGCUGCACUAGAUUCUCGAAAAGCUUCACUUCCACCUUCCACCGCCGAGGUCGAGGAAGACGAUUCCAAGCUCCUUCACAGUGAGAUUUGGACCACACUGUUUCGUGGUGGAUACAUGACGGGCAAGCUACAACGAUCACUGUCUGGACAUUAUAGUACAAGUCCACCACAAGAGUCUGCAGUCAAUUCAUUCCUUCACAAGUUGAUUGAAGGUGAAGAUGCCACGGGAAAUGAGCUUGUUAAAUGCUGUCUGAAGCCUCAUCCAGGUCCCUCCAUGGGAGGUCUCUCGGUAGACAAGGCUGUAAACGCAGUGUUCGCUGCUCUAAUUUGGCAUUCUCAAGAACUCAGGGAACAAGUCGUUUUAUAUGCUAACAAUACUCCUCCAGAAUCGGUGCCAUUGGGUAUCCAAGAAGCGUACUCCAUUGCCGAGUCACUACGAAGAACACUGGUUGAUCGUCGUCAGAAGUUAAUUCUUCAGUCUGAAGAAGAAGAUCAGCAAGGAACUAGUGGAUCCAAGACUGAUCCAGAUUCUCCUGUGACAAGCUGCAGAGAAAAGGCUCAGUUUCUUCUAAAGUUCGGUGGUCUUCAAAGGCUAACGGAUAAAUCAGAGGGAAGAGAUAACAAGAGAUCCAAGUGGUUAAGUAGGAAAUCCUCCUGGCAUAAAUCUUCAUCAAAUGAAAACCUAUCGGCUCCUAUAUCCAUUAAUAAUGCAACCAGACAGCGUGCUUUCUCUGUGGAGGAGAUCAAGACCAUCGACAAGCAUCCUGCUUUUAAACUUAUUAUUGAUUUUGUCACCAAUGAAUCAUACUCCCACGAAAGGAUCCGUCGUCUUCUGCAGCAGCGCUACAAACAUGCCAACACUGUAGCUGAUAUCUACUUGUUUGCUUCUGAUUUUCUCAGAAUCUCUUCUGAAUCAGAUGUGGUCCAGGCUCCCGCUGUUCUGUUCCUUCAGCAAUUUCUCUCCAUGCAGAAGUAUUUUCCGAGUCAUUACGCUGAUAAUCUGGAUGGUUGUGGUCUAGCUCUAGAGGGGAAAGUACGCCGUGCCUACUACACUCUUGUUCGUAGAGGAUUAGAUGCUGUCAAGUCCUAUUCCUCUCAUACGACAGAUUUAAAAACAACUUCUGCUGCAUUUGAAUGCCUUCGUGCUUAUGUUCUUCACCUGCUAGAUACUGAGUGGAAGGCGUAUGACUAUGCCUUUAUUGUCGAUGUACACCUCCCAGAGUUUCUUCUCGAUACUGCUAAAUCUACAGUGCAGAUUCCCAAGAUGGACAUGAAUGAUUUGAGCGAGAAACAAGAGCUGGAACACUACGAGGACUGUAUGAAGUGGUUCGAGGAGGCCAAGAAUAGCUUUGACUCGUGGUGGCGUCGGAUGCAAACACAAGAACUCAAUCCUGAAGAGAAGAGGCAAAUGCACCUGUUUGUCGCCGAGUUUUCGGACUGUCUUGACGUCACCAUCACGUGUGACGGCUGCAGCUGUACGUUGCCAGGGCGACGGUUCCGUUGCUUGAACUGUCCAGACGUCGACUUGUGCAGCGCAUGUUAUCUAGGGGGUAUUAUGCCUGAGGGUCACACAGAAGAUCACCAAGUUGUUGACUUGAGAUACAAGUGUAACAACUGCAGAUGUUUUAUCGUUGGUACCCGAUUCCACUGCAAUGAAUGUGAGGACUUUGAUCUCUGUCUUGGAUGCCAAAUGUUCCUAAAAUUUCCAGCCAGGCAUCUGGCAUCUCACAGGGUCACAAAAUUUCCUUUCAAAUCAGAUUCUUCCAGUAACCAGCCCACAGGAUUGUCCCAGACCUACACCCAUCACCACGCCUGGUUACAGUUUUCAGCCUUGGCAUUAUCCCUAGCUAACGCCUUAAACAUUCCCGACAAGUCAGCAUUUGGUUUGGGUCUUAAUGCUGAGUACAUGCGUAAUGCUGGCCAGCUACACACAGACUGCCUGGAACUUCUCAACAAGUGUCUUAAAUAUACACAACUUCCUACAGAAGCUAAGGAAGAAGCCAAGGCAACAUCAACAGCAUCAGAAGGCAAGACCACUGAAGCCAAGAAUGUCGAGGAAGGCGCACUCUCUUCCUCUAGUGCUGAAGGUCUGGCCAAGUCUUCAUCCUCGGAGGAUUCCCUUGACAAGAAAGAAGCGUCACCCGCGACUGAUGAACUUGAAGAGAAAACGUCUGCAGCACUUUCACAGACAUCUGAAGGCUCCACGUGUGCAGGGGAUGUAGCCCCAUCUACGGAAGAUGCUUCCUCUUCAAAAGAAGUUGUAUCACCUUCAGACGAUGUAGGUCCAUCGAAGGAAGAUGUUGGCUCACCUUCAGAGGUAUCCGCCCCUUCAGAAGGCGGUGCAGCCCCAUCCACAAGGGUUGUAUCAUCUUCGACAGUUGAUAUAUCCUUGUCUUCAGAGGAUACAACCCCUUCUAACCAAGAUGCCGAAGCGUCGAGGUCCGAUGAAACAGUGCUAAUCGCAAAAUAUUCAGGCAGUUCCCUCAGCACAAAACCAAGUGAAUGUUCUAGUUUGGAGACGAUUAGCGAAGAAGAGGCCAAAUCGACGAGAAAAGAAGAGACCGAAAAGGUGUUCGCUAAAGGAGCGCAAGAGAGGUUACUUGGCUUGUUAGGAGCACUGUUGCCACAGGACUCAAAGCUUUCCCACUGGUCAAAUUACUGUAUGGGUAUAGAAGUCUUCCUGGCGGAGCGGCUCCUGCCUUCUUUGUACAAUAUUAUCAGGAGUAGGUAUUGUGAUGUGGAUACCAGGAGUCUAGCUAUGGGUGUUCUAGCCAAGUAUCUCAAGUGCAUCAACCCAGAGGUUUCCGACCGAGCUAUUUUCAUCGUUAAUUCAUCUGGCCAGGUUACUCGGAAUGUGAAGACUCAAGAAUCUAUGGAAGACGCAUCACGUGGUAUACAAGAAUCUGACAAAGUAUCACGUGGCACGAGUACAGUCGAAUUUCUCUUUUAUCUUGGCGCUGAAUAUUUGGCGAGUUCUGACCUGGACGCAGCUUCGGGCAUGGCUUCCACCCUGCAGCAGCUGACCAGUGUAUCGCAGUGGCAACCCAGUGUUAGUACGCACAUUGGUAAAUUCAUCCAGCGGUUAGCCUCAAUUGCAGAUACGAUCGAGUUGAAUGCUAUAUUUGGUCUGCUCGUGUUUGCGGGAUUUCCAGACGUUGUGCGUAUGGGUUCCGUCGUAGAAGUCAAACAAAUCGCUGAAGAAAACCGAAAAGCAGUGGUAUUGAAAUCAUACCCUGAGAAAGGCGCUGUGAUGGUGAUAGACAUCAAGUCACGAAGGAAAAAAUCAGUCAAGGAACACGACGUAGAGAGCUCUUCUGGUUGGACAGAUGCAAGUCAUACUACUAACAUGACGAUAUUGAUUGGAAUUGUGAAGGAUAAUUUGACAGAAAUUAAACGAGGUACCAGCGUGUCAGUUGAGAGGCUUUGGAUGCUGUAUUUGGCUCUUAAAGGACUAUUGCGUAACAUCAAGGCUGCAGAAGACAGUGUGUAUCAUAACGACUUGAUCAAGCGUGACGUCAUUCCUGUACUAAUCAAUCUCAGCUGUAAGGGAACGUCAUUUAGCAAUCAGUGGCUGUUAAGAGACCUCGAGGUGUUAUCGCUGAAACUUUACAAACUUGAGAAGAUGAAACCAAAGGAGAAAUCAGAAGCACCAAUGAAAGGAAAGGGCGCAAAAGCAGCCGCGCAGGCCGCAGCGAGUAAACCAUCAUCAACGUCGGUAGCCAGUGGAUCGUCUGCUGAAUCUGGUGGGGAGGAUCCUUAUGAAGGCAUGGAUGAUGUGACCAAGGCCUGCUUUGAUACCAUCCACGAGGCCGUCCAAGCAUCAUUAGCGAUACUAAGAGCUAUUUAUGAAAACGUCGGAAGAGACCGAGAAAAACUCCUGGAAGAAGUACAGCGAUGCUUUGAUGGAAGUGGAUUUCAACCCUCAGAAGAAGUCAAAGAACUUUCAAAGAAAUGGGAACCCAAACCAGAAAAGACUGAAGAUGUUCCUCAAGAUGUAGUGAUAGAUGUGGGGGUGGUGAGGUACUCUGCUAAGGAACUCAAGAACUGGACUGUAGAGGCGAAACCCGAACAGGAGGACAUGGCACAGAAGCUAAUACCUACUAUGAGUGAUGCUGAGAUAGCAGAGACUCGACAAAAACAGGCUCGUACCAAAUCAGCUGAAUUACUAAAGAAUGUUUUAGAAAAGGAGAGAAAACCUGGUUGUACAGAUUACCUGGUUAAGGUUAAUUUAGCUUUAUCCAUAAUUUACGCGCGUCAUCUGCUGGCCGCUAUUCUGUCCGACUGGCCAGAAGAACAGGUCAUUACUUCUGAACUGCUGGACAAGUGUGACGAGAUCCAACUAAUAGGACUUCUAGAUAUCAUACAAAGAAUGGAGAGUAAAGAAACUUUUGAAAACGUUGUAUCAAACGUCGUUCGUCAGGGUGACACUUUACUCGUGCAGCCCUUGUCGUUAGCUGCUACUCAUUGUAUGGGAGAAGAGACUCUUUCCUCAGAGACCAGGGAAUCUGAACACGAUUACAAGAAUGAAACUGUGGACUCGGGUAAAGUACAUAUAGCAGGGGCAUCAACCUUGUUCGUCAAAUUCGACCCAAGGUGUGCUACAGAGGAGGGCUGCGAUGAACUCAUUUUAGCAACGUCGUUGGACUAUCAACAGAACAGACACGUGUUCAGCGGACCGCAGGGUCGAUGGGUGGACUUAGAACUACCAGGUGAUACAUUAUAUUACAAGUUCACGUCAGACAGUAGUACCAAUGACUGGGGAUGGAAGUUUGUCGUAACAGGAGGACAGCAUGGAAGGUUCAAGACAGGAUUCUCGGUAUUAAAUGCUCUACUUUCGCUGGACAAUCAUAUCGCAAGAACUCUUCCAGUUCAGCUGCUGUGGGGAUGGCUAGUAUCUGUAGCUUGUUGUCAGGUUGGACAGCAACGGCUCAUGGCAACUGGUCUCUUGCUGAGAUUAUUAUUAGUUGUUUCUGGGCAAGCUGUAGAUAGCAAUGGAUCUCAGACGGACCCACUGGACGCUGCACAAAGACCCGACCUUAGGCUGCUGAAGCCACUAUGGGCCUUGUACACCAAGAUGUUGGAGAAAGAAGGCAGUUCCGGUGCAGCACCAACUCUUGUAUCUCCGGUAUUACGCGGACUGACAGAGCUUUUCUUAGUGGUAGAGAAUCUAGCUCAAGACUGGGGUAUGGCUGAAGAUCUUGUCGUGGGAUUCACGACCAAUGAAAGUCUAAAGAGGUGCUUCUCACAGGCUGUACAAAAGAUCGGGGCCAUAGGUAUUGCUAUUGGUUUGCCUAAUAAGGCGUCUGAUGCUCUUAUACAAGCAGCACUCCACACCCCACCAAAGCCUCCGACAGAAACAAAGGAGGAUGGUGCCCCUGUCGCUAAGUCAGAUGAUUUUGAUUUACCUUUUAUGAUACACCUCGAAGACGAGGAAAACGAUGAUACAACUGCCGAAGAAGACACGACCGAUGACGAAAGCUCCGGAAGCGUCUGGUAAACCCAUGCUUGCUUGCCUCGGAAAAUGUUCGAAAAAUGCUUGGAAACUGUUAAACGGUUUGCCGUAAAAUACCUAGAGAAUUAUCCAAUGUAGAUUUAUAUCAAGAAAUGCUGAAUCCCGAAGAAGAGCAUUGAAUUAUGGACAAUUGUGAUUUCUGCGCGGUCCUGACUGCUGAAUGUGGCUGAUGUCACGCAAGGCGUUUCCUGCCCAUUCUAAUGUUAAGUACUGCUGGUUCUAGUUACAGGUCACGCAACAUUGUCUGGCCGUACGUUGCGCACUAAUGACGCAUCUUACCGCGAAAAGGGGAUAGUGACUUGCUAAUAGUAUUGCUUGUGCAAAUUUUAUUGAAGAAAAAAAAGCAAUAAAGGUUUAGUUGUUCAAUGUAAUAACAAAACGUUA